AUGUCUUUGACCUCUGCAUACCAGCAUAAAUUAGCAGAGAAGCUCACUAUCCUGAAUGACCGUGGUCAGGGGGUCCUCAUCCGGAUGUAUAACAUCAAGAAGACUUGUUCAGACCCCAAAUCCAAGCCCCCUUUCUUACUGGAAAAGUCCAUGGAAUCAUCUCUCAAGUACAUCAACAAGAAAUUUCCCAACAUAGAUGUCCGAAACAGCACGCAACAUUUAGGACCAGUACAGCGGGAAAAAUCUGAGAUAAUUAGAUACCUUACCAACUACUACCAGUCAUUUGUGGAUGUUAUGGAAUUUCGGGAUCAUGUGUAUGAACUUCUCAACACCAUUGAUGCCUGCCAGUGCCGUUUUGAUAUCAAUCUCAACUUCGACUUCACUCGGAGUUACCUGGACUUGAUAGUGACUUACACCUCAGUUAUUUUACUUCUGUCACGGAUUGAGGAUCGACGGGUACUCAUUGGCAUGUUCAACUGUGCCCAUGAGAUGCUGCAUGGACACAGUGACUCCAGUUUUGCCCGUCUGGCUCAGAUGGUCUUGGAGUAUGACCACCCUCUGAAGAAGCUGACAGAGGAGUUUGGGCCUCACACAAAGGCUGUGAGUGAAGCCCUCCUCUCUUUGCAUUGCCUGUUUGUCCGAAGGAACCAAGGGGCUGAGCAGUGGCGCAGUGUCCAGCUUCUGAGUCUUAUCGGCACAGCCUCAGCCAUGAUUAACCCUGCUAAUUCAGACACUAUGGCCUGUGAGUACCUGUCUGUGGAAGUGAUGGAGCGUUGGAUUGUCAUUGGGUUUCUUCUUUGUCACGGGUGCCUCAACUCCAGUGCCGACUGCCAGAAACUGUGGAAGCUGUGUCUGCAGGGCUCCCUGUACAUCACCCUCAUCCGGGAGGAUGCGCUCCAGGUGCACAAAGUCACCGAGGACCUGUUUAGCAGUUUGAAAGGGUAUGGCAAGCGAGUGGCCGACAUAAAGGAAAGCAAGGAACAUGCGAUUGCAAACAGUGGCCAGUUUCACUCUCAACGGCGCCAGUUUCUACGAAUAGCUGUGAAGGAGCUGGAGACUGUGUUAACCGAUGAACCAGGACUACUGGGUCCCAAGGCCCUUUAUGCGUUCAUGGCCCUGUCCUUCAUUCGUGAUGAAGUCACUUGGCUGGUUCGCCACACAGAAAAUGUCACCAAGACGAAGACGCCUGAGGACUACGUUGACUCGAGCAUCGCAGAACUGCUUUUCCUGUUGGAGGAGGUUAGGGCUCUGGUCCGAAGACACAUCAAGGUGAUUCAGCAGUACCACCUUCAGUACCUGGCCAGAUUUGAUGCCCUUGUGCUCAGUGACAUCAUUCAAAACCUGUCUGUGUGUCCUGAGGAGGAGUCCAUCAUAAUGUCCUCAUUCGUCAGUACUCUCUCCUCUCUGAAUCUCAAACAAGUUGAUAAUGGAGAGAAAUUUGAAUUUUCUGGAUUGAGACUAGACUGGUUCCGUCUCCAGGCAUAUACCAGUGUGGCUAAGGCUCCCCUGCACUUGCAUGAGAACCCAGACUUAGCCAAGGUGAUGAACCUCAUUGUCUUUCACUCCCGAAUGCUGGACUCAGUAGAGAGUAUGCUGGUGGAAACUUCUGAUUUAUCUACUUUCUGCUUUCAUCUCCGUACCUUCGAGAAGAUGUUUGCUGUGACCCUGGAGGAACCCACCAUGUUCCGUUAUGCCAUUGCUUUCCCCCUCAUCUGUGCUCACUUUGUCCACUGCACGCAUGAGAUGUGCCCAGAGGAGUACCCUCACCUGAAGAACCAUGGCCUUCAUCACUGCAACUCCUUCCUGGAAGAGCUGGCCAAGCAGACUAGCAACUGCAUCCUGGAGAUCUGUGCAGAACAGCGAAACCUGAGCGAGCAGCUUCUCCCGAAGCACUGUGCCACUACCAUCAGCAAGGCCAAGAACAAGAAAACCAUGAAGCAGAGGCAGACUCCCAGAAAAGGAGAGCCUGAGAGGGACAAGCCAGGAGCGGAGAGCCACCGGAAAAACCGCAGCGUUGUCACCAACAUGGACAAGCUACACCUAAACUUGACGGAGUUGGCACUGACAAUGAAUCAUGUACAGAGCUUCUCUGUGUUUGAACACACCAUCUUCCCUUCUGAGUAUCUCAGCAGCCACCUGGAGGCCAGAUUCAACAGAGCCAUUGUGUGGCUGGCUGGCUACAAUGCUACAACCCAGGAGAUUGCCAGGCCUUCUGAGCUGUUGGCAGGAGUCAAAGCGUACAUCAGUUUCAUACAGUCACUGGCCCAGUUUCUGGGUGCAGAUGUGUCCAGAGUCAUCCGCAAUGCCCUCCUGCAGCAGACACAGCCCCUGGACUCGUGUGGGGAGCAGACUAUCACCACUCUCUACACAAACUGGUACCUAGAAAGUCUGCUGAGACAGGCAAGCAGCGGGACCAUCAUCCUCUCGCCAGUCAUGCAGGCCUUCAUCAGCCUCCCCAGAGAGGGGGAGCAGAACUUCAGCGCAGAGGAGUUCUCUGACGUCUCUGAGAUGCGGGCCUUAGCUGAACUCUUGGGCCCGUACGGCAUGAAGUUCCUGAGUGAAAACCUGAUGUGGCAUGUGACUUCGCAAAUUGUGGAGCUGAAGAAGCUGGUGGUAGAAAACAUGGAUGUACUUGUUCAGAUCAGAUCCAACUUCAACAAGGCGGACUUGAUGGCUUCUUUGGUGCCCCAGCUGACAGGGGCUGAUAACGUGCUGAAGCGCAUGACCAUCAUUGGAGUUAUCCUCAGUUUUAGGGCCAUGGCCCAAGAGGGACUUCGGGAGGUUUUCUCCGCCCACUGCCCGUUUCUCAUGGGUCCCAUCGAAUGCCUGAAGGAGUUUGUCACUCCAGACACAGAUAUCAAGGUGACCUUGAGCAUCUUUGAGCUGGCAUCUGCUGCGGGGGUGGACUGUGACAUCGAUCCAGCCCUGGUGGCUGCCAUUGCCAAUCUGAAAACUGAUUUGUCAUCCCCUGAGGAAGAAUAUAAAGUGGCCUGCCUGCUCUUGAUCUUUCUGGCCGUUUCCCUCCCACUCCUUGCCAUGGAUGCUGCCUCCUUCUACAGCAUUGAGAAGGAUGGUUACAGCAACAAUAUUCACUGCUUGACCAAAGCCAUCAUCCAGGUAUCUGCUGCCCUCUUCACAGUCUACAACAAGAACAUUGAAACCCACCUCAAGGAAUUUCUCGUGGUGGCUUCUGUCAGCCUCCUGCAGCUGGGCCAAGAGACUGACAAGCUUAAAACCAGAAACCGGGAGUCCAUUUCUCUGCUCAUGCGCUUGGUGGUGGAGGAGUCCUCUUUCCUGACCCUGGACAUGCUGGAGUCCUGUUUCCCAUAUGUGUUGCUUCGAAAUGCCUAUCGGGAGGUCUCCCGGGCCUUCUACCUGAACCGAGUGUCGGCCAGUACCCACUGA
Messenger RNA from Budorcas taxicolor (takin), 3405 nucleotides. It is a transcript of the gene NCKAP1L, whose product is annotated as NCK associated protein 1 like. Lineage: Eukaryota; Metazoa; Chordata; Mammalia; Artiodactyla; Bovidae. Gene Ontology annotation, biological process: cortical actin cytoskeleton organization; cell migration; neuron projection morphogenesis. The transcript is spliced from 31 exons. The record is from RefSeq and is a predicted model, not a curated record. Bases 1 to 3405 code for a protein of 1134 amino acids. Gene Ontology annotation, cellular component: SCAR complex.